AGCUACCAAAAUAAUCGAUGCCUCUUACAAGUAAACCUAUUCAACACCUUCGUUUUUUUUUUUUUCGCGAACUGUUAUCUCUAAUUAUGGUAUUUAAGAUGGGUUGAUUUCGAUGGAGCCAUCUUUUUAAAUUUACAAUACGAACUAAAUUCUACGUCGUCAGAUUGUGCGCGCGCAUUAGAUAUAACAAGCUCACCCAGCGCCCGAAAAGAUCAACACGCCCAAGCACUUGGAUAUAUCAAGUUCAAUAUGGCCAGCAACAAGUUAUCUCCUACCGAUCUUAUUUCAAUUGAGAAAUCUUUUGAAGAUUCCCCUUUUCUCGAGUCAUUUAAAAAUGAGUUGUCGCAGCGCAUAAUAUCCCAAUUUGUCCGACACAUAACAGAGACGGACCAACGUCUUGAGGCGCAGACUGAGGAUACAUCAUCCUACGAUGUUCAAGAAACUGUCCGGCUAGGCCUAGCUUCUCUGGGUGCUUUCUUGCAAACAAAUGUCACAGGUCCAGUACUUGAGAACUAUGAUGCGGUUGAAAUACUUUUCCUCUCAUCUUUCGCCAAGGUGGUCGAUGACGAACAGGCAAACAUAGUCUCAUUUAGGAGACUUUGCUUGAGAUGGCUCGAUGUUGAUGGUGUUUCUCCAUACCCCUAUAUACCUCAUAUCGAACUAUUCUGUUUAUCGCGAUAUAUAUUCACAUCUGGUACUAUUUUACCGACCGAGCUGCCUGGAAUUUGGUCAGAUUCAGAGCAAUCUAUUUCUCUAACUCUUUCCUGGACUCGCCUAAGAAUUCACCUCUGGCAUUAUAAACUUAUUUCCCAACCAUCACUAGGGCCUGGAUCCUUAUUCACCAAAAGUGGCCGUUGGACCGAUGUACCUACUCUUCAGGAAAACAUUGAGAAAACCCUUCUAGAAGCCGAGACUUCUGUUAUUGGACAAGUCGAAUUAGAUCAAGACUCGAAUCAAUCCCAAUGGUCCCGGGAAUCGCGUAUUCAAUUUCGACUAGAAGAGGCGGCUUGUCAUAUACUUCUUGGGAACGACACAAAAGCUCGACGUGCCCUACAAUCAGCCACUGAAACCAGUGGCUUUUCUUAUGCUCUUUCGGGUGCACUGGGAAAACGUACCAAGUUCCAGGAGAAAAGCAUCAGCCAGCUUGUAGUACUCGCCAAGAGUCUAGCAUUAACUUCCACGGAAACCAAUUCCCUGCACAAUUCCGACGUGACACCUGUUGCACUCCCGCUAAAUAACGAUACCCUGUUAGAGAAUAUCAAGUUUAGCGAUGAUCAUUCCGACAAACCAACGUCGGAACUCCCAGCCGCGUUACAUGGCAUUAAACCAGAGGAUCAGCCGCAGCUCCGGCCAGAAGAUCAUAUCAUACUCUUGACAGAAGCCACAAUAAGGGAUACAUUUUCACCUGCUGACUCAUUGACAUCCCAAGAAGUUCUGCCUUAUGCUUCAAGGGUAAUUGAUGAUAAACCAAGCAAUUGGCAAAUAUACACUCAAGCUUUAUUGGUGAGAUCACGAAUUGAGCUGAAUCGAAGUCGAACUGUCGAGCGUGCUGUUUUGCAGAUGCAAGCUGUUGUAGACCAGGUUAUCGUCGAUACACAAGAACAUAUCAACUCAGCCGCAGAGAUCAAUGGGGUCCAAAAUAAACCGGGCACUGAAUCUACUAUUCCUACCAUUCAAAUAACUUCCGACAACCAGUCUGACCACUCUAAUAAUACCCAAAAACCAACGUCAUUCCUCCCAGCUCCUAAGCCCUCUGAAUCUGCAUCUCCACGGGAAAGGCUACAAUAUGUCAAUGCUUUAUCUUCUCCUCCACGUUGGCAUUUAGAAUCUGAGCUCGCCUAUGCUUGGACAACGGUCGGAUCUCUUGUUUCGGCUCUCGAAAUUUUCAAAAGAUUACGUCUUUGGGCAGAAGUUGCACUAUGUUUAGCUAGUAGCGCGGCGACAGAAGAUGAAGAUGGUCGCGGAAGCGGAGGUGAAGAAAAAGCACGAGCUAUUAUACGAUGGAGACUAUUCCGUCGCACCUCUGAUGUCGGCGAUGAUCUCACUUCAAAAGACGACGUCGAUAAUUUAGAUGAUGCUGAGAUUGAUAUUACCUCAUUAAAAGCAUCUAACUUCUAUGGUCUGGAAAGGUCACCAGCGCCUCCAAAUGCCCCGCGGCUAUUUUGCAUAUUAGGGGAUAUCGAGGAUAACCCUCAACAUUAUGAGCGCGCGUGGGAAAUUUCCAACCGACGUUAUGCGAGGGCACAAAGGUCGCUUGGUGAGCUUCACCUUCGAAAGAAGGAAUGGAAAGAAGCUCGAGAUGCAUAUCAGCUUGCUGUUAGUGUCAAUCGUCUAAGCCCGGAAAUGUGGAAUAGGCUCGGUGAUAUUGAAUUGCGUCUCGGAAAUUUCCCCAAUGCUGCUGAAGCCUUCCAGAGAGCCAUUUCAACUGCGAAUAGCAUUUCCGGAGGCGAGGACGCGCGAACUUGGAGUAAUCUUGGAACCUCGCUUCUCAGUUGGUAUCGUCAGAUCAUUUCAGAGACCAAAGCCAAUCAAGAGAAGCUCAAGAAUGACGAGUCCGAUAUCAUUGACGAAAUGGUGGCUACGAAGCGAGCAGCUGAUCUUGGGAAAUCCGCUCAUAAGUUGUUGAGGGACUCCUUGGCAGCUUUUAAACGUGGUGCUACACUUGCUGACUCGAAUUGGAGAAUCUGGGAUAAUGUAAUUACCCUUGCUGCGAGCCUAUCGCCGAAUCCUGAUCUCAACGACGUGGUUUUGGGUAUGAGAAAUAUUAUUCGGAUUCGCAAGACCGAAGAUGCAUUAGAUCUCGACGUCUUGACGCUCUUAGUCAGAGAAGCAACAAAAACGCCUGUUCCUACUAACGGCGAGGGUGGGGUAGAAAUCUAUGAGCCUGCAAGGGGCACCAUCGAAAGCAAGAUCAUCUCGCUCUUUGAGAACGACAUUGUACCCCUCAUCACGACAAAUUCGUCAUUUUGGGCCUUGGUGUCUCGUCUGCGCGCUUGGAGGAAAGAUUGGGCGGGAGCUUUGGAUGCAGCUGAGAAAGCAUGGAGAACGGCAGUGGGCGGGGUUGGAAGUGCACUGUCCGCAUCUAGUGGCACCCAAAGCCAACAGGGAAGUUGGUUGACGGAUGUGGAUUCAUGGGAUGCAGUGGUCCAGAGAACAUCAGAGCUAGUCGCGGCAUAUGAGAAUUACGGGUCACGAAUAGAUAGUAUUGGUGGUAAAUGGAAGGGUAAAGCGAGGAGUGCGGUAAGGAGUGUCAUGGGGAAAGCUAAGGAAUCCUGGGGAGGAGAUAAGAGAUGGCAGACGUUAACGGAUAUGAUGGAAGACUUGAAGUCGUAGAGGGGUUGUCGAUGUUCGUGCCCACCAAUGCUAAUGAUUUUUUCCCAACAAGCGGUCGUUUGAAAAACGUGCUUAGUACCUGGGUAGUCAUUGUGUCGCUAAACACGAAGUUCCCAGGGCAGCUGCAUACCGUAUGAUGAUUACACUUGAGCAAUUGG
Messenger RNA from Hypoxylon trugodes, 3491 nucleotides. RefSeq lists its product as uncharacterized. Bases 250 to 3333 code for a protein of 1027 amino acids. The record is from RefSeq and is a predicted model, not a curated record. Gene Ontology annotation, molecular function: protein binding. Lineage: Eukaryota; Fungi; Ascomycota; Sordariomycetes; Xylariales; Hypoxylaceae. The transcript has a single exon.